Molecule: messenger RNA, 2853 nt
Organism: Cricetulus griseus (Chinese hamster)
Lineage: Eukaryota; Metazoa; Chordata; Mammalia; Rodentia; Cricetidae
Source: RefSeq, a predicted model, not a curated record
UGUCUACAUAUGUAUGUGCAUGUUUGGGGGUGCCCUGGGAGCUGGAGUAACAAGUAGUUGCAAGCCACCUGAUAUCCAUGCUCAGAAGCAAACUCAAGUGCUCUGCACGAACAGCAAGUGCUCAUAACUGCUCAGCCAUCUUUCCAGCCCCAUGAGGAGCUUUUACAAAACCUUCACAGUUAGGCUGACCAUAGGCUGAGCAUGAGCGAACAAGCUUGUGACCCAACUGCUAGUGUCAGAAGCAGUAGGGUUGGGUGUUCCAGGACAGCCUGGCACAGAAAAUGAGAAUAACAAAGAUUAAAGUGACACAGUAGCCACAUUUUGUUUGUUUUUCCUGUGAUUUUGCUUAAUGUUAUUACUGCUUUGGCAGAUCAACACUACAGCACUGAUUUUGUUUUGUUUGAAGUCGGGGGCUGUUGUGUUGAAAAUUGAACUUGGCCUUGUAUAUGCUUGGCAAGUGCUUGAUCACUAAGCCAUUUUCCCUGCCAUCACGAUGGCUUUUAAUGGCUGGACCUUUGUUCUCAACCUUUCAAGGUGAUAAAAGGACAUCUUAUUUUCUCAUUCUCAAGGUUCCAAUUAAUUCCUUGAGAAAUGGAUCCUACAGAUGGAAAGGAUGAAUAGAGCUUAGCAGAUUGGCCCACCAAUGAAUCAGGAAGACUUCAGUGCUGGAGCUCAGUAGUAGAGAGUGUGCUUAGCCUUCGUAAAGCCCUAACGUCAAUCUCCCACUAAAAAGAGUGAUGGCUGAAAUGGUUUUCAAAUCAUUUUUUGUAAUUAUAGCAGUCUGUCACACCUAGGAUAUCAUUCACAGGAGGUGAGCCCACACACUGAGCAUACCUAUACUUCAGCUGAGAUAGUAGGUGGUGAGUCACCACACCUGCUGAGAAUUAUUUCACAAUUGUAUGCUUUCUGUCAAUUCCAUGUUGGAAAAUAUAGCUGUGGGUAUAUUGUGCUACUUGAGUAUUAUAAAUUAUUCCUUAAUAUUUAUGGCCAGGUUUUGUUAAAGUAUAAAUGAAGUAGAUCAGGAAUUUAGGAAGGAUUUUGGUAAAUUAAGGCCUUACUAAUGCUGUAGGUAAUCUGAGAUCCAUCAUUUCCUGCCAUCCUGCACCUAGGUGUCUUUGCGGCAGUAGCCUCUUGACCAUGCACAGAAGCUGCUCAUCUUGCCAAACAGGGCACCGUGCACUUCCUUGGCUUUUCCCCAGGAAUGGGAGAACUAGAAACAGUAUGGCUGAGUAAGGAACACAACUUAUGCAGAUGCCAAAGCAUCUUUGGCUUUGGACUUCCCUGCUUUAACCAUUCUGUAGUUUAUGAAAUUAAUUUGUUAGGGCUAACCAUCAGCUUGAUAAUAGCCUUCAGAGUCACCUGAGAAGGGAGUCUCAAUUGAGAAAUUAUGAAGUUUGUAUUGGUCUAUUGACCUAUCUGUGAUGGACUGGCUUGACUCUUGAUUAUUGUGAUGUAGAAGGUCCUAGCCCACUGAGGGCAACACCAUUCCCUGGGCAGAUGGUCCUGGACUGUAAUAAAAAGCUAAUUAAGCAGAAGCCAGUGACUGAGUCAGCAAGCAGUGUUCCUCUGUGGUUUCUGCCUUGAGUUCCUCAAAAGGAGUGUCGUCCUUGUCUAUGAAAUGCAGUUAUCACAGCAGUUGGACCUGUUUCCUGAAUGCAGAGUGACCCUUCUGUUAUUUAAAGAUGUAAAAAAUGCAGGAGACUUGAAAAAAAAAGCUAUGAAUGGAUCUAUCAAUUGCUCGUUGAUAAACCCCAAUGUGAUCAUCGAUCCAUUUCAGAUACUUGUGGCAGCAAACAAAGCUGUUCAUCUCCACAAACUGGGAAAAAUGAAGACAAGGACUCUGUCUACUGAAAUUAUCUUCAACCUCUCCCCAAAUAACAAUAUUUCAGAGGCUUUGAAGAAAUUUGGUAUCUCGGAAAGUGCCACUUCAGUUCUCAUUGUUUACACUGAAGAGGGAGAGAAACAAAUAAACCAAGAACACCUAGUAUCUCAAGUGGAAGGCCAACAGGUUCCUUUGGAAUGUCUUCCAGAAAUAACAAAGCUCUCAGAAGUCAAAAAGAUAUAUAAACUGUCAUCACAAGAAGAGAGUAUCGGGACAUUAUUGGAUGGUAUCAUUUGUAGGAUGUCAACAAAGGAUGUUUUAUAAGAUGCCCAAAACAUCAACAGAAAAAUCUGAGUUAAUCACCAGCUGUUUUUUUCCUGGUUAUAAAAUUAACAUAUCACUGAAAAUGGGAAAAAGAAACCACUACUAGCCCUAUUUUGUUUUCACUUCUUAAAGACAGAACACUGUCGCUGUUUUUGUCAUUGUCUUCUAGUCUUCUGUUUGUAUUGGAAUAAAGUUUAUUAUUGUACAAUUGGAAUAAAAAAGUGCAAGCAUGUAGAUGGGCGUCGGUGGCUCACACCUGCAGUCCAAGCACUCGGGUGGCAGAAACAGGCGGAUCUCUGUGAGUUCAAGGACAGCCUGGUCCACUGCUUGAGUUCCAGGACAGUCUGUCUCCACAGCUACCGAGAUACCCUGUCUCAAAAAAACCAAAAAGAAAAGACAGUGCAAGCACCUAGUGAAGGCUACAGUGUUCAAGGCUCUUCCUCAGUAAUUGAUCCACCAGUUUGCAUCUCGCCUCGUGCUGCUGCUUCUCCACAUUGCCUCCUGAGCUUCUGAUCCUUAGUAUUUCAUGCAUAAGAAUUUCUUUAAGUCUCAACCUGGUAUGGUGACUCACUCCUACAGCCCAGGUACUCAGGAGGCUGAGGCAGGAGAAAGCCACAAGUUUGAGGUAAGCCUGAGAUAUGUCACUAGUUCCAGAUCAGCCUAAAUUACCAUGUCAAAUCCUAUCUCAGUAAACGAUUAAUAAAUCA